AGACGCUCUGUCCUCCUCCGUCACCAUAGAGGAAACGCGGAAGUCUGGGGUGUAGUAAGAUGGCGGACAGUGAUUACGAGUCGGUGCUGUGCGUGAAGCCGGAAGUUCACGUUUACAAGAUCCCACCGCGAUCGUCUAACCGGGGGUACAGGGCGGCAGAAUGGCAGCUGGACCAACCGGCCUGGAGCGGGCGCCUCCGCAUCACCUCCCGGGGGAACAUGGCGUACAUCAAGCUGGAGGACAAGAACUCCGGCGAGCUCUUCGCUCAGGCCACGGUGGAGCAGUUCCCAGGAAUCGCGGUGGAGAGCGUUGUUGAUUCCAGUCGUUACUUUGUGAUUUGCAUUGAGGAUGGGAAUGGGCGGCGGGCGUUCAUUGGUGUGGGCUUCGCAGACCGCGGGGAUGCGUUUGAUUUUAAUGUGGCUCUACAGGAUCACUUCAAGUGGGUGAAGCAGCAGACAGAAUUUGCUAAACAAGCUCAGAACCCGGACACAGGUCCGAAGCUCGACCUGGGCUUCAAGGAGGGACAGACCAUCAAGAUCAACAUCGCCAACAUAAAGAAAAAAGAUGGCGAAUCCUCAGCUGCUAAACCCCGUCCUCUGAGCUCCGGCCCCAGCCUGCUGCCCCCACCGCCCGGAGCCAGAACGGCGUCUCACCAGGUCACCCCGCAGCCAGCGGCGGCGGCCACAGGGUUACUCUUUGAUAUCGGGAGUUUUCCCUCCACUGGGGAACCGGCAGCUUCUUCAGACACCUGGGGAGACUUCACAAAGGCCUCAGGCUCGGUGUCGGGUCAGCAGAGCUCCGGGUGGGUACAGUUCUGAUCCUGGACGCUCUGUACCAUCUACGGGGGUCUUUAUCUGAAGGAUAGGAGCAGCACUGGAGUAUACUGGAUCUUCUAGACAAAAUAUUUAGGGGCCCCACGGCCCCUCUGGUCAUGGAGUCUGAUGAAGGUGGGAGGUUUUCUGUUUACUCCCCUUGUCGGGGUCCCACCAUAAAUGCCGUCUUUCUUCUGCUGCUGGGAUCAGGGUUUCUUCAGAAACACACGGACCUAACUGGUUGAAUGUGUCUACAGCGAGGGGUGGGAUACACUCCGUCCCCCCCCCAUUACCACAGGAAAUCAUCUGCCCCCAUCUUCUGGAUCACCCAAUAAGCUCCGAAAACGAUUUACGCAAAAAAAAAAAAAAAAAGCGCAACUCUAGAUGCGGCACAACACGUAACCUCACAUGUGACUGGACUUUAUUCUUCGAUUAUAUUCCAAUUGUACAUAGUCGCUGACUAAACCAAUCACCAAAGAAUCCUAAAAGAGCAGUCAGUGAGUAUACGGUGUCUCCAUGGUGCAGAUUUGAACCAUUAAAGGGGUAUUCCAGGAAAAAACUUUUUUUUUUAAAUAUAUAUCAACUGGCUCCAGAAAGUUAAACAUAU
Molecule: messenger RNA, 1419 nt
Organism: Hyla sarda
Lineage: Eukaryota; Metazoa; Chordata; Amphibia; Anura; Hylidae
Gene: NECAP2
Product: NECAP endocytosis associated 2
Exons: 8
Coding region: 60-818 (252 amino acids)
Biological process (GO): endocytosis
Cellular component (GO): membrane; clathrin vesicle coat
Source: RefSeq, a predicted model, not a curated record